Messenger RNA from Motacilla alba alba, 324 nucleotides. Its product is annotated as serine protease inhibitor Kazal-type 6-like. The transcript is spliced from 4 exons. Gene Ontology annotation, molecular function: protein binding. The record is from RefSeq and is a predicted model, not a curated record. Lineage: Eukaryota; Metazoa; Chordata; Aves; Passeriformes; Motacillidae. The coding region runs from base 76 to 324 and encodes 82 amino acids.
GCACACUGUGGGCUCUGGGACUGAGACAACACCUCCUGCUCCGACCUUGGCUUGGACUAAAGAGCUUCCUGCAGCAUGAGGGCUACAGGUGCCUUAGUGCUUCUCAGCCUGCUGCUGCUCUCUUUCUUCUCGGUUCCAGAUGUAGCAGGUCAAGAGAUUGAGGAGAUCUGUAGAGAGUUCAUAAACAGAAGCGUGUACUGCACGAGGGAGUCCAACCCUCACUGCGGCACGGAUGGCGUCACCUAUGGGAACAAGUGUGCCUUCUGCAAGGCAGUGCUGAGAAGUGGAGGGAAGAUAAGAUUGAAGCACCUGGGGAAAUGCUGA